AUGGCGCCCCAAUCACGGCGCCAACUUGGCGAUCGCGUCUAUGUGCUAGGCGUGGGCAUGUCGCCUUUCCUCAAGCCAAAUCCCAAGAGAGAUUAUCCCCAGAUGGGCCUUGAGGCUGGCACAAAAGCCCUUCUAGAUGCUGGAAUCACUUACGACGAAGUUGAACAGGGCUUUGCCUGCUAUGCCUAUGGCGACUCGACUUCGGGCCAGAGAGUCUUCUACCAGUUCGGUAUGACCGGUAUCCCGAUUAUCAACGUCAACAAUGCCUGCACGACUGGCUCGUCAGGUCUUUAUCUUGCUCGCCAAUCCCUCAGCCUGGGUGGCGCAGAUAUCGCUUUGGUCAUUGGUUUUGAAAAAUGA
Blastomyces gilchristii SLH14081 is the source of this 360-nucleotide messenger RNA. Its product is annotated as acetyl-CoA acyltransferase. The transcript has 2 exons. Gene Ontology annotation, molecular function: acyltransferase activity, transferring groups other than amino-acyl groups. The coding region runs from base 1 to 360 and encodes 119 amino acids. The record is from RefSeq and is a predicted model, not a curated record. NCBI's taxonomy places the organism in Eukaryota, Fungi, Ascomycota, Eurotiomycetes, Onygenales, Ajellomycetaceae.